Molecule: messenger RNA, 3397 nt
Organism: Miniopterus natalensis
Lineage: Eukaryota; Metazoa; Chordata; Mammalia; Chiroptera; Miniopteridae
Source: RefSeq, a predicted model, not a curated record
CUGAGGGGAUUGUGAUACCAUUCCUUGAGAGGACAAGGUAUGAAAGAAAGAACAAUGACUUUAGUUUUGGACCCGUUGACUUUGAAGAACUCCCUGUGGGACCCCCAGAUAGAGAGAACCAGUAAACAGUUAUAAAAAUGGAAAUAGAAUUUAGGAGAGAGAUACAGGCUUUACCUUACCACUAAGUAAAACCAGUAAAAUACUAUUGGUAAUCCAAGUGUAAACUGAUAAAAAUUUUAAUCACUGAGACUUUUUAUCAUUGGUACAGAGUAGGUAGAUAUUAUGGUACUUUUUAAAUUGGGUAUGGAUGUUAUAAGCAUGUAUUGUAUGUCAUACAACAAUCGGAUUUUUACAUUAAUAUAAUUCAAUGUCUUGUGAAUAUUAACUAUUAAUAACUGAAAACUAGCAUAUCUCAUUUUAAUUAUGUUAUUUUGUUAAUGCUAAUUUAUACCUUUUUUAAUAUUCAAGAUGAAAUAAAAACUUAGUGGGGUUUGUGGAUCUUCAUUAGACUGUAAAUUCCGUGAGGACUUGCAGCCAUGUGAUUUAAUUUUUUCCCUCUUAUUUCUCUAGGGCCUAUUCCCUGGUGGAUUCCAGUCAAGUGUCUACAUUUCUGAUUUCCAUUCUACUGAUAGUCUAUGGAAGUUUCAGGUCCCUUAAUAUGGACUUUGAAAAUCAAGAUAAAGAGAAAGACAGUAACAGUUCUUCUGGGUCUUUCAAUGGCAACAGCAGCAAUAAUAGUAUCCAAACUAUUGACUCUACCCAGGCCCUGUUCCUCCCAAUUGGAGCAUCUGUCUCUCUCCUAGUUAUGUUCUUCUUCUUUGACUCAGUUCAAGUAGUUUUUACAAUAUGUACAGCAGUUCUUGCAACGAUAGCCUUUGCUUUCCUCCUGCUCCCGAUGUGCCAGUAUUUAACAAGACCUUGCUCGCCUCAGAACAAGAUUUCCUUUGGUUGCUGUGGGCGCUUCACUGCUGCUGAGCUGCUGUCGUUCUCUCUGUCUGUCAUGCUCGUCCUCAUCUGGGUUCUCACUGGCCAUUGGCUUCUCAUGGAUGCCCUGGCCAUGGGUCUCUGUGUCGCCAUGAUCGCCUUCGUCCGCCUACCCAGCCUCAAGGUCUCCUGCCUGCUUCUCUCAGGGCUCCUAAUCUACGAUGUCUUUUGGGUGUUUUUCUCCGCCUACAUCUUCAAUAGCAACGUCAUGGUGAAGGUGGCCACCCAGCCGGCUGACAAUCCUCUUGAUGUUCUUUCCCGGAAGCUGCACUUGGGGCCCAAUGUGGGGCGCGAUGUUCCUCGCCUGUCUCUGCCUGGAAAACUGGUUUUCCCAAGCUCCACUGGCAGUCAUUUCUCUAUGUUGGGCAUUGGAGACAUUGUGAUGCCUGGACUCCUGUUGUGCUUUGUCCUUCGUUAUGACAACUACAAAAAACAAGCCAGCGGUGACUCCUGUGGUGCCUCUGGACCCGCCAACAUCUCUGGACGCAUGCAGAAGGUCUCCUACUUUCACUGCACCCUCAUUGGAUACUUUGUAGGUCUGCUCACUGCUACUGUGGCAUCUCGUAUUCACCGAGCAGCCCAACCUGCCCUUCUCUAUUUGGUGCCAUUUACCUUAUUGCCACUCCUCACGAUGGCCUAUUUAAAGGGUGACCUACGGCGGAUGUGGUCUGAGCCGUUCCACUCCAAGUCCAGCAGCUCCCGGUUCCUGGAAGUAUGAUGGAUCACAGAGUGUGACCAGAAUGGCCAUCUUAGUCCCUUUCUGUCAACGCGUGGUUUUGUUUCCUCUUAGAGUUGGCCUGGUACUCGGAGACGUACCUGUUUAAGGAACUGACGUGUGAUUGGAUUUUGCGUUUGCAGGGAGCUUGUUUGCAGGAGCGCGGUGCUGGAGCCCUGCUCGGAUCCUUUCUUCCUGCCGUUGUAGAGGUGGAGCCCCUCCUGAAGUGACAGGCCCUCCCCAGCGCUCCUCCUUCCCCAUUUUUAUGGAUCUGCACUAGACUGUUACCUGUGGGGGAUGGAGAUGUGACUCUUUAAAACUGACAACGGCAAGGAGUCGUUCUAUACCUUUUAAACACUAAAAGGAUGAAAAACGUUAGCAAACCGAAGUUUCUUCAGUGAACCCUCAAGAACUUUGGGACCAGUUUCCUGUGGGGGAUUCAGUUUCAGAGAACUGAGACAGAAGCUCUUCUGUCGUUAUAUUCUUCUUUCCUUUUUUUGGAUUUAUUAAAUAUUUUCUGUGGUGUGAAGUGACUUAUUAAAUCCACAGACAUUGAGUGACUUCUUACAACAUACACAUAAGAACUGUUGUAAAGAGUUCAUGUCCACCCAGAUGUUGUGUUGGCAGUGAAUGAGGGCACGGUUUUUAUACAUACACACACGCACAUAGGUAUAUAUGAAUAAAGAAAACUCCAAACCUGCUAAGGUCAUGCUGUGUAGCAGACGGGGGCUUGCUGUAAUUGUUAGCAUGUAGAGCCCUUGACUCGGGCUUCCUUGUAUAUGGAUAAGCUGCUGUCCUUCCCUCCACGACUGAACGUGCAGUUAAAAAACCAGUCUAGUAUUUGUACUGAUAUACUCAUGGACUUUAGGGGACGCUCAUUUGGUUUUGAUCAGUGUAGCAAAUUAGGGAUGAAAAGACAAACCUUUCUGGCCCUUUAUUUUGUUUCUCCAGGCUUCUCCCUUGCAGGGUUUUAGUCCUUUCUUCUGAAGCCGAUGCAUGUAUUAUAGCAGCAGGUGUCUGUGCUCUCUGAUCAUAGUAAUGUACUACUUGUAAAUACAUUUUUCUAUUUUCUAUUUUUUUGUAAUUUUUUUUGGCAUUUUGUUUCAUUGGUGUGCUGUAUUUUCCAUGCCCUCACUCCUUUAAGAAAAAAAAGGAAAAAAACACAAUCCUGUCCUUGCUGUUGUGAUUAUAGUCUUGGUUUACCUGUGGGGACAAAUGUCAAGUGCCCCUCUGAGAUGCGCGCGACAUUCCGGGAAUCGCGGAAGGAGCAAGCUGCCUGCGCCCUUAGGCUCUGCCCCUGGGCUGUGGGCUGUGGGCUGUGCUGGGAGCCGCGUCCCCGUGGUAACGCGAGUGUCCGCCUGCCUCCGCCUGAGCAGCCCGGCCGCAUGAGAAGUGCCCAGAGCUCAGCAGAGGCCUGGAGCUGCCUGCGCGCCUGACAGCGGAGGCUGGGAAGCGCUUGGGCCGUGAUUUCUCCCGUAAGCAGGUGACCCGCCCGUCUUGACCUGUGUAAUCCGUGGUUCCUGUUGCCUGAAGGCACCGUGGGCGGAGCGCGCAGGCAGUGCUUGCGCUUGUCUGGGGAGCGAGAAGCGGUCGGGGUGGUGCAUUCCUCUGUGUGUCUUCAAAUCCUGCUGAGGGCUGUUUUGUUUUUUGUUGUUUUGUUGUUUUGGUUUUUUUUUAAAUAAAUGACUCCUUUCUAGA